Molecule: messenger RNA, 1305 nt
Organism: Pelobates fuscus (common spadefoot toad)
Lineage: Eukaryota; Metazoa; Chordata; Amphibia; Anura; Pelobatidae
Gene: RAB10
Product: RAB10, member RAS oncogene family
Exons: 7
Coding region: 249-851 (200 amino acids)
Biological process (GO): cellular response to insulin stimulus
Cellular component (GO): Golgi apparatus; recycling endosome; insulin-responsive compartment
Molecular function (GO): GTPase activity; GTP binding
Source: RefSeq, a predicted model, not a curated record
GCGCGCGGCUGGGGGAGGGGCCGCCAUUUUGUCCGGAGUCUCCCGGCCGGGCCCUAGGGGAGGAGCCUGACAGAGAGACAGAGGAUCCGGCAGGGCUGGGCGAACCGUGUGUUACCGAGCCGCCCUCCCUCCCGCCCUGUGACCGGGCCGAACCGUGUGUUACCGAGCCGCCCAGUGACCGGGCCGUACCGAACCGUGCGUUACCGAGCCUCCCGCCCAGUGACCGGGGCGCACCGUGUGUCCCGCUCAUGGCGAAGAAGACGUACGACCUGCUGUUCAAACUGCUGCUGAUCGGGGACUCCGGGGUGGGCAAGACCUGCGUCCUAUUCCGCUUCUCGGACGAUGCCUUCAACACCACCUUCAUCUCCACCAUCGGAAUAGAUUUCAAGAUCAAAACAGUGGAAUUACAAGGAAAAAAGAUCAAAUUACAGAUAUGGGACACCGCCGGACAGGAGCGAUUCCACACCAUCACCACCUCUUAUUACCGAGGGGCCAUGGGAAUCAUGUUGGUGUAUGAUAUCACAAACGCCAAAAGCUUUGAGAACAUCAGCAAAUGGCUCCGAAAUAUAGACGAGCAUGCCAAUGAGGAUGUGGAGCGGAUGCUGCUAGGAAACAAGUGUGACAUGGAGGACAAGCGGGUGGUUCCCAAGGCAAAGGGAGAGCAGAUUGCCCGGGAGCAUGGAAUUAGAUUUUUUGAGACUAGCGCAAAAGCAAACGUAAACAUUGAGAAGGCAUUCCUCACGUUAGCGGAAGAUAUACUUCGAAAGACUCCAGUUAAAGAACCCAACAGUGAAAAUGUAGAUAUCAGCAGCGGCAGUGGCGUCACGGGCUGGAAGAGCAAAUGUUGUUGAACGUCUUUGUUUGCGACCUUCACCCUCCACCACUUCCCCCUCCCAGCACCCACCACCAUCCCAACACCUUUACACGCAACAUAAACCACUUUACCCUCUUCCCACCCCUCCAUUUUAACCUCUAAAGUGAAUGUUCCCCUUUCCAUCAGGUAACACAUCUACCAACCUCUCCAUUUAAUGAAUGCUUGCUGAUUUAUUUCUUUUCUUAAAAAUGUAUAGAAAGUGGAAGAAGCCCCAUCAUUGCGCACAGACCGUGUCAAGGAAACAUGUUUGUGACAUAUAUCAUUUUAAACUGACCCAGUCACUACAUUUUGCUUGUAUUCUCGUAUAGCCCUCUUCUGUUCUCACGACUAAUGUGGAAAAAGAGCCACCAACAGCAAUUAUUUACAACUUCUGGAAAUAAAUUAAAAAAACAAAAAAACUUGUACAACAAUAAAGGUUAGAAUUAAUCCUU